UAAAAGUAUAUGGGAUAAGCUUUGGAAUCUUGCUGUAAUAAGAAUAAAAAUAUUGUAAAAUCAAGUGUAGCUCUUUCAAACUAGAGUUUGGAUGAGCGGAUUGAAAUUACAGAAGAAUUAAUUCAAAAAUUAAAAUAAUAAUUAUGUGAUGUCAAAAAGAAAUUAGGAGAUCUUCAGGUCUAAAAUUCAUUCAAUAUUACAUAAAAUGAUGUUUGGCCAAUUAAAGUAUUUAUAAAGUAAUAAUUAGUUAUUAGGAAGGGGAUCAUUUGGAAAAGUAUAUUUAGUCAAAAUUAAAGAUAAGCUAUAUGCUAUGAAAUAGAUUAAAAAAAAGCUAAUAUUAAAGAAAUAACAAUUAGAAAAUUUGCUUUGUAAAUUAUAUAAAUAUGAUUUUAGAUGAAAGAUUCAUAUUGUAAAAAUAUGAUCAUCCUUUUAUUAUAAAAAUGUAUUUUGUUUAUCAAGAGCCUUUAUUUAUCAACAUGGUUAUGGAAUUUGUAUAAGGAGGAGAAUUAUUUUAUCAUUUGAAUAAACGAAAAAAGUUUGAUUAAAAAACGACUGCUUUUUUUGCUUCUUAAAUAGUAUUGGCACUUGAAUUUUUACAUGAAACAGUUGGAGUUGCUUAUAGAGAUCUGAAGCCUGAAAAUGUUUUGCUCUGUAAAGAUGGUUACAUAAAAUUGGCAGAUAUGGGUUUAGCAAAGGAUAAUAGUGAAUUAAAUUAUUCAUUUUGUGGUACUGCUGAAUAUUUAGCACCUGAGAUGAUAGAGGGUAAAAUUUAAUUUAAGAAUAAGAGAAGGGACAUAAUUCAUCAGUUGAUUUUUGGACUUUAGGCUGUAUUAUUUUCGAAAUGCUUUUUGGUCAUCCUCCAUUCUAAGAUGAAAAUAAGAAAAAUUUAUAUAUCAAGAUCUAAACAGGAGAAUACAAGUUUCCACCAAAAGCAAGCGAAUCAGCAUAAUCUCUUAUUAAAGGAUUAUUGUAAUAUCAUCCUGAAGAAAGAUUAACUUUUUAAUAGAUUAAAUAACAUGAAUUUUUUAAUGAAAUAGAUUUUGAUUAAAUAUAUUAAAAGAAAUUAAAGCCACCAUUUGAACCUUUAUUGACAACUGAAAAAGAUACGAGAAAUUUCGAUUAUGUAUUAGAGAGCUAAUUGAAAUAAUCAGAAAUUCCAAAUAUACCUUAAGCAUAAGAAUUAUUUGAAGACUUUCCUUAUUUGGUGAAAAAGUAAUUAUAAUUUUGA
Messenger RNA from Paramecium sonneborni, 1228 nucleotides. The record is from the annotation of a GenBank genome assembly. Lineage: Eukaryota; Ciliophora; Oligohymenophorea; Peniculida; Parameciidae.